AUGACAUACCGAGCUGUAUGUUUGAUCACCAUCGCGCAGAAAACGCUGCGCGCAGACGCGCAUCGUGUUCUGCAAGUAAAGAAUGAUGCGAUUGCUUUGAAGCCAUAUUGCGAAUCCGCGCUCGAACUGAUGAAGAAGAAGAGGCUUUCCAAAGCCAAAAAACAGACGCAGGAGAAUGGCAUCAAGAAUAAUGGCAUACUCAUGAUUCUGGGCAACGAUAUCAUUGAGUGGCGGGGGGACUAUCAUCUCGCGCUAACCGCCCUUGGACGCCAACUGGCGCAGUCAAUACACAACCGUUUUAGCGGAUGGCCGUCUGGCAAGGGCCAGUAUCUGAAGGUGCAGUCUAUGAUUGCCAAGGAAGUUGGACCGGUCGCAGGAAAUGCAGUCGCUGAGAGGCAUUUCCUGGCUCUUGAAAGGGCUCAUGCAUCAGAAGCAGAGAACGAAAGACUGAGUCGUCUGGUGGCGCGUCUCCAGCAGGAGAGGGACGAGGCUCAAGCAGCAGAAGCGCGUCGUAGGAUAGCAGUUCAAAAUCAAGCCGCGCUGGCGCGGACGCCGACAGUGAUGGGGCCAUCCCAUCAAGCUCUUCCGUUCACACCGGCGAGAUCAACGAAUCCCGCGGCAUCCCUGCCAACUCCUUCAAGCUCUCUUCAACCUCAACAGGCUCCGCGUCAAGUCCGACCUGAGCCCAUUUCGCCGUCCCGUCCGGGUCCUAGUGCAUUGCGCCAAACAUUCAACCUCGCUCAAGACGACGAUGAGGGAAUGGAUGUAGACGACGAGCCGGCGGCUGAUGCCGAUCAGUUGCCUCCCGCCUUCGCCGGGUUUCCACCAACAUCAUCCUCUCCCGGGCCGUCCGGCGAUAUCAACAUUCACGCGGAGUGCGAAGUGCGCGAGAGGGACUUGAAGGAGGAGCUGAACAAGGAGAGGAAGGAGGGUCGUGAAGCGAAGGCGUUCAUCGCUCACUUUCGGCACGGGGCGGAGAGGUUCCCGAGCCCGCCGCCCGAGGCGUUGUAA
Molecule: messenger RNA, 1011 nt
Organism: Peniophora sp. CBMAI 1063
Lineage: Eukaryota; Fungi; Basidiomycota; Agaricomycetes; Russulales; Peniophoraceae
Source: the annotation of a GenBank genome assembly